AUGGAGUGUUCCUGGAAAGCGGUGCUGCUGCUGGUCGUAGCCUCACUGACCAUUCAGUACACGGCCAUCCGGACGUUUAUCGCUAAGCCGUUCACCAUCUGCCGGGUGCCCAAGCACACAGGCUGUGGUCCGGGUCCGAGUGCCUCCUGCGAACCCCAGCGCCGGGCAGUCAGCCACAUCCUGAUCCUGGCCACCACCCGGAGCGGCUCGUCCUUCAUCGGGCAGCUACUGAACCAGCACUCGGACAUCUUCUACCUGUUCGAGCCGCUCUACCAUGUACAGACCACGCUGGGAGCCGCAGGAGGCGGCUCCAGGGGCAGGCCCUCGUCCUCCACCUCGGCCGCGGGCCGCCGCUUGUUGCUCGGCGCCUACCGCGACCUGCUGCGGGGCCUCUUCGAGUGCCGACUCCACGAGUUGGAGGCUUACAUCAAACCGGCUCCGGAGCAGCACCGGACCCAGCGGCUGUUCCGCCGGGGGGCCAGCAAAGCGCUGUGCUCGCCGCCUGUCUGCGCCCCGGCCACCUGGACGCCGAGGCCUCCGCCCGGGCCGGGGGUGCGGGCGACAGACGGAGAGGACGACGGGGAAGGCCCUCCAUCCGAGCGCUGGGAGGAAGGCGAGUGCGUGCGGCGGUGCGGGGCCCUGAAUCUGACCGAGGCCUCGCGGGCUUGCAUCCUGCGGCCUCACGUCGCCAUCAAGACGGUGCGGAUCCCCGCCAUCGGCGACCUGCGGGCGCUGGUGGAAGACCCGCGCCUCAACCUCAAGGUCAUCCAGCUGGUGCGCGACCCCCGCGGCAUCCUGUCGUCCCGCAUCGACACCUUCCCGGACAGUUUCCGCGCCUGGAAAAUCUGGCGCAACAGCGGGCGCAGGCCUUACAACCUGGACGCGUCGCACCUGAGCGCCACCUGCCAGGACUUCCUGCAGUCGGUGGGGACCGGCCUGGACCGGCCCGGCUGGCUCAAGGGCCGUUACAUGUUGGUCCGUUACGAGGACCUGGCUCGCGAGCCCGAGCGGAAGACGCGCGAGAUGUACCGCUUCCUGGGCGUCGCCAUGGAUACCAACGUGCGGCGCUGGAUCGUCCGCAACACGCGCGGGCCCGGAGCGUCGGGGAACCACAAGUUCGCCACGGUGCGGGACUCGGCGGCCACGGCCGAGGGCUGGAGGUUCAGGCUCAGCUACGACAUGGUGGAGCUGGUGCAGAGCCUGUGCAACCUGACCCUGGCCCAGCUGGGCUACAGGCUCGUCAACUCGCCCGAGGAGCUGAGGAACACGUCCGUCAGCCUCGCCGAGGACAGGACCUUUCUGCCUUUUUUGUAAUUGUAAAUAGUUCGUGCCAGUGAGUGAUAUAUUUUUGAUAUGAAAAAAAAGUGUUUUUAAAUGGUUGAAUUUUACUUUGCAACCCUUUUUUUC
Messenger RNA from Chiloscyllium plagiosum (whitespotted bambooshark), 1407 nucleotides. It is a transcript of the gene chst1, whose product is annotated as carbohydrate (keratan sulfate Gal-6) sulfotransferase 1. Gene Ontology annotation, biological process: keratan sulfate proteoglycan metabolic process; N-acetylglucosamine metabolic process. Lineage: Eukaryota; Metazoa; Chordata; Chondrichthyes; Orectolobiformes; Hemiscylliidae. The record is from RefSeq and is a predicted model, not a curated record. Gene Ontology annotation, molecular function: keratan sulfotransferase activity; N-acetylglucosamine 6-O-sulfotransferase activity.